CCUAAAAACGUAUUGUGACAGGUUCUUUUUAGGGUUUUAGAGCGAACGAGCGAGACAGAGAGGCAGCGAGAGAAAGGGCGGAGGUCAUCGAUGGCUCCUAAGGUUGCUAAGGGCAAGGGAAAGGCGGGGAAGGGAUCGAAGGGGGCGGAAGACGCAUCGGUGACAAAGCGUGUUAAGGUGUGGAGCACGUGGGCGAUGAAGAAGGCGAAGGUCGUAGCCCACUACGGCUUCAUCCCCCUCAUUAUAGUCAUUGGCAUGAACUCUGAACCCAAGCCCCAACUUUCUCAACUCCUUAGUCCUGUCUAAUUUCUUAUUUGGUGUGGUACAUGCGUGAUCCCAUCUGCGUUCUUGGGUUUCUUCUUGAUCGAAAUAUUUUAUGUAUUUUGUUUGUAAAAUCAUAAUCUUCGAUUAUGUUUGUGGUUCUAUGUUUAUGUAGUUGUAAUUUUUGGGUAUCAUCCUUUGUAUGGAAGAUAUUUGGGAGAUACUGUAGUUUAAAUCCUGCUUUGUUUUUUGUCUUGUAAUUUUAUCGAUCAUCUCUCGGUUGAUGGUCCAGUUUCGACGCGUAUUAAUUUAUGGUCCUUGUGUGUCUUUUCCCUGAGAUGUAUGAUUUCAUGUUAUGGAGGUCUGAUUAUGUGUUACAUU
Molecule: messenger RNA, 642 nt
Organism: Dendrobium catenatum
Lineage: Eukaryota; Viridiplantae; Streptophyta; Magnoliopsida; Asparagales; Orchidaceae
Product: mitochondrial import receptor subunit TOM7-1
Exons: 1
Coding region: 91-306 (71 amino acids)
Biological process (GO): protein import into mitochondrial matrix
Cellular component (GO): mitochondrial outer membrane translocase complex
Source: RefSeq, a predicted model, not a curated record